Caenorhabditis elegans is the source of this 276-nucleotide messenger RNA. Lineage: Eukaryota; Metazoa; Nematoda; Chromadorea; Rhabditida; Rhabditidae. The record is from the annotation of a RefSeq genome assembly.
AUGCAAGUCCUCAUCAUUUUCUCUGCCUUCCUGGUUGUCCUUGCUCAAUGUGGAUAUCCAGUUCCUGAUGCAUAACCAGCAUCUUAUCCAAUUGCUCCUUCAUAUCCAUCUGCAUCUGACUACUCGGCAAGCUCUAUCAGUGAUAGUGAAGGUUCUAUUGAUACUGAAUCUAAUGUAGAAUUCCGCAAGCGUGCCAAAGCCCGAACCGUCCAGAACCGCAAAUUCCAUCGCCGUGCUCUUCAGCCAAUCAGAAGAUUCCAACAGAAGAAGCAAUAA